Rattus rattus (black rat) is the source of this 2775-nucleotide messenger RNA. It is a transcript of the gene Fut8, whose product is annotated as fucosyltransferase 8. Gene Ontology annotation, molecular function: protein binding; glycoprotein 6-alpha-L-fucosyltransferase activity. Lineage: Eukaryota; Metazoa; Chordata; Mammalia; Rodentia; Muridae. The transcript has 10 exons. The coding region runs from base 257 to 2104 and encodes 615 amino acids. The record is from RefSeq and is a predicted model, not a curated record. Gene Ontology annotation, cellular component: Golgi cisterna membrane. Gene Ontology annotation, biological process: protein N-linked glycosylation.
ACUGAAGUACACUUUUUAACUCUUUUCACAGCAUGUAGAAUCCACGAAGCACAAGACUUUAAAGCUUCCUGCCUGCAUCACCAGGAAAACUUCUUUGUAAGAGUCGCCACAGGAUUACCAGAGGUUAACCUGUUUGAAGCAUCAUGUGUUAAAACAACAGAAACCUGUUUUCUUGUGUGGCUAACUAGAACCAGAGUACAAUGUUUCCAGUUCUUUGAGCUCCAGGAAGAUAGAGGACAGAGUUGAAACUCUGAAAAUGCGGGCAUGGACUGGUUCCUGGCGUUGGAUUAUGCUCAUUCUUUUUGCCUGGGGGACCUUGUUGUUUUAUAUAGGUGGUCAUUUGGUUCGAGAUAAUGACCACCCUGAUCACUCUAGCAGAGAACUCUCCAAGAUUCUUGCAAAGCUUGAACGCUUAAAACAACAAAAUGAAGACUUGAGGCGAAUGGCUGAGUCUCUACGAAUACCAGAAGGCCCCAUUGACCAGGGGACGGCUACGGGAAGAGUCCGUGUUUUAGAAGAACAGCUUGUUAAGGCCAAAGAACAGAUUGAAAAUUACAAGAAACAAGCCAGAAAUGGUCUGGGGAAGGAUCAUGAAAUCUUAAGGAGGAGGAUUGAAAAUGGAGCUAAAGAGCUCUGGUUUUUUCUACAAAGUGAACUGAAGAAAUUAAAGCAUUUAGAAGGAAAUGAACUCCAAAGACAUGCAGAUGAAAUUCUUUUGGAUUUAGGACAUCAUGAAAGAGCCUAUGUCCUCAGUGAUAUUCUCAUGGGAAAUACUGUCUCAUUAGUGAACAAUGAAAGAAAAAUGAUUGCGUUAGUACUGCCUACUGCUGUGAAGAGGAAAUUAAUUAUCCCAUACAAGUCUAUCAUGACGGAUCUAUACUACCUCAGUCAAACAGAUGGAGCAGGGGAUUGGCGUGAAAAAGAGGCCAAAGAUCUGACAGAGCUGGUCCAGCGGAGAAUAACUUAUCUCCAGAAUCCCAAGGACUGCAGCAAAGCCAGGAAGCUGGUGUGUAACAUCAAUAAGGGCUGUGGCUAUGGUUGCCAACUCCAUCAUGUGGUCUACUGUUUCAUGAUUGCUUAUGGCACCCAGCGAACACUCAUCUUGGAAUCUCAGAAUUGGCGCUAUGCUACUGGUGGAUGGGAGACUGUGUUUAGACCUGUAAGUGAGACAUGCACAGACAGAUCUGGCCUCUCCACUGGACACUGGUCAGGUGAAGUGAAUGACAAAAAUAUUCAAGUGGUGGAGCUCCCCAUUGUAGACAGCCUCCAUCCUCGGCCUCCUUACUUACCACUGGCUGUUCCAGAAGACCUUGCAGAUCGACUCGUAAGAGUCCAUGGUGAUCCUGCAGUGUGGUGGGUGUCCCAGUUUGUCAAAUAUUUGAUUCGUCCACAACCUUGGCUAGAAAAGGAAAUAGAAGAAGCCACCAAGAAGCUUGGCUUCAAACAUCCAGUCAUUGGAGUCCAUGUCAGACGCACAGACAAAGUGGGAACAGAGGCAGCCUUCCAUCCCAUCGAAGAGUACAUGGUACAUGUUGAAGAACAUUUUCAGCUUCUCGCACGCAGAAUGCAAGUGGAUAAAAAAAGAGUAUAUCUGGCUACCGAUGACCCUACUUUGUUAAAGGAGGCAAAGACAAAGUACUCCAAUUAUGAAUUUAUUAGUGAUAACUCUAUUUCUUGGUCAGCUGGACUACACAAUCGGUACACAGAAAAUUCACUUCGGGGCGUGAUCCUGGAUAUACACUUUCUCUCUCAGGCUGACUUCCUAGUGUGUACUUUUUCAUCCCAGGUCUGUCGGGUUGCUUAUGAAAUCAUGCAAACCCUGCAUCCUGAUGCCUCUGCAAACUUCCACUCUUUAGAUGACAUCUACUAUUUUGGAGGCCAAAAUGCCCACAACCAGAUUGCCGUUUAUCCUCACAAACCUCGAACUGAUGAGGAAAUUCCAAUGGAACCUGGAGAUAUCAUUGGUGUGGCUGGAAACCAUUGGGAUGGUUAUUCUAAAGGUGUCAACAGAAAACUUGGAAAAACAGGCUUAUACCCCUCCUACAAAGUCCGAGAGAAGAUAGAAACAGUCAAGUAUCCCACAUAUCCUGAAGCUGAAAAAUAGAGAUAAAGUAGAAGAGAUUAACCACAGAACUCAGUUCAGACCAUCUCGGCUAAGCAGAUGACCCAGACUAACACGUGGUUCGUUGACAGACACGCUCCACACCAAGACCGAGUGGGAACCCUCAGAUGCUGCACUGGUGGAAUGCCUCGUUAUGAAGGGCUGCGGUGCCCUCAAGCCCAUGCACAGUACAAUAAUGUACUCACACAUAACAUGCAAAUGGAUUAUUUUCUACUUUGCCCCUUUAAAUAUUAUGUCCCCAUUAAACAAACACUGCCACGUUGUGUAAUUUAAGUGACACAGACAUUUUGUGUGAGACUUAAAACAUGGUGCCUAUAUCUGAGAGACCUCUGUGACUUACCGAGAAGAUGUGAACAGCUCCCUUCUCUGGGGAAGCUAGUGGUGGUGUGGCCACUGAAUUCACUCCAGUCAACAGAUUCAGAACGAGAAUGGAUGUUUUCCCUUCAUAUGGUUGUCUGGAUUUUUUUUAAAGUAAUUUCAUCAGUUCAGUUUAUCCACCUCAUCAUUAAUAAAUGAAGGAUACAUCAAUAAAGUAAAAUGAAAUAUUCACUCUCCAUUAGGAAGUUUUGUAAAACAAUGCCAUGAACAAAUUCUUUAGUACUCAAUGUUUCUGGACAUUCUCUUUGAUAACAAAAAUAAAUUUUAAAAAGGAA